CACAACAAUUACAAGUGCCGCAAUCAUUUUGGUAACCUCACCCCAGAGUACAGAAACACAGAUAAAGCCAAACACGGUCUUACAUCAUCGACUUUAGAAGUCAGCACACGGUUCUCAUUUGUUUGUCCCUCUCCUGCUUCUUAUCGCUCCAAUCUAAUCAACGCUUGUGAUCCCCCAGCCGCCGAACAAAAUCCAACCCAUUUCGAUUCCAGGAUCUUGGAAGCAAUGAUUCGUCUCUAAAAGCUUUUACCCACUGUUUCUUGAAUCGCGACAACCAAAAGAGUUUAUCCUGCCCCUUUGAAGGAGACAUAUCCCAAACAGGAACUAGUGAUGCAUUCCAUUUCCUCUCGCCCAACUCCAUUGGCUUCUGAUGGCGGGACAUCUGGACACAUGUCCUCAUCCGUUUCUGGAUACCCCACAGAGGCUAAUUUCUCUUCAGCUUCAGCCCAAGCAGGGCGUCCCGAUAAUUAUCCCUUCAUUUCUCCUUCAUCAAGUGUACAAAGUAUGCAACCAGUUAGUCACCAAAUCGAAAACAGUGAUGUAUUCUGGCGAGCAGAACCGUUGCAGGAUUUCCUUGACUUCCCUGAAAACAUAUCUGCCCAGAAUGGUCAGGUAGAGAGCAGUAUCGGUGUAAUGGCAUCUGAAGAACAUGUCAAGAGAACUGAUUGGCAGGAAUGGGCUGACCAGUUAAUCACCACUGAUGAUGCGUUGGACUCUUGGUGUGACGUCCUUGUUGAUGGAGAUGUACCAGAUCUUAAACCAAUGGUUAUGGAACCGUCUACAGGAGUUUCUGUACCUCAGACACAAGUCCCUCUUCAUCAUCCCAUAUCAUCUGGUGGAAGCCCAUCACCAACAGCUCCCCAGCACAAGGCGCGAAUGCGUUGGACGCCAGAACAUCAUGAAGCCUUUGUGGAAGCUGUCAAUAAGCUUGGUGGUAGUGAACGAGCUACACCGAAGUGUGUCCUAAAGCUCAUGGAUGUUGAAGGCCUGACAAUCUAUCACGUAAAAAGCCACCUGCAGAAAUAUAGAACAGCCAGAUACAAACCAGAGUCAUCAGAAGGGAGGCCUGAGAAAAAGUCGGCUCCUGUCGAAGAGAUUACGUCUCUGGAUUUGAAAAAUCGGAGUAUGGGGAUAACCGAAGCACUGAAGCUGCAGAUGGAAGUUCAGAAACAACUUCAUGAACAACUUGAGAUCCAGAGAAAUUUGCAAUUGCGAAUUGAAGAACAGGGAAGGUACCUACAAAUGAUGUUUGAGAAACAGAAGAAGAUGGAUGAUGAGAGAUUGAAAGCAUCCUCCUCCAAUCCCAAUGAACCACCUAGUCCAUUACCAACUACGGUGGUGCCAGCUUCUCUUCCCAGUGAGGAUUCAACGGCCUCAAAACUUGAUAAUGUCAAGACAGGAAGCAGCGGAGCUAGUGCUACCACAGCACUGGAAGUAACUCCUCAUGAUCCCGAUGCUAGGGGGUCCAGCCCUCGACCUACAAAGCGUGCAAGAGGAGAUUAAACAGAAAUUAGACCGCUAAGCAGGCAUCUUCAUUUGAAUUUGUGAAUAGGAAAAUUCGUCCUGUUACUACUGUGUUAGGCAAUUUUUUCUUUCCCGAAUUGCUGCCAUUGGUUUGGUAGAAUGUACUUUUCUGCAAAACUUCUUUGUACAUGCUUGUGAAUGUAUAUACCAGAUGGAAUUGUUCAAGGAAUUCUGUGUCAUUUUAUGCCUUGCUUUCUAUGACAAAGGAGAUUUUGAACAUA
Rhododendron vialii is the source of this 1745-nucleotide messenger RNA. Its product is annotated as protein PHOSPHATE STARVATION RESPONSE 1-like. The coding region runs from base 331 to 1503 and encodes 390 amino acids. NCBI's taxonomy places the organism in Eukaryota, Viridiplantae, Streptophyta, Magnoliopsida, Ericales, Ericaceae. The transcript has 9 exons. The record is from RefSeq and is a predicted model, not a curated record. Gene Ontology annotation, molecular function: DNA binding; DNA-binding transcription factor activity.